AUGUCUAGUGGAGUGGGUAGCCAAACCAUGGACAUCAAACUACAGUUGGAAGCCAUGAUGGGGGAGUUCAAGCGAUUGCUCAAGAAUGAAAUUGAGCCAUUGCAUGAUCGAAUUGAUCAGUUGGAGAACUCGAGACCUCCACCUACCCCGAGUAAGGGCAAAGAAUCGGCAUACUCAAACGAUGAAGAGGAAGCGUUUGAGGGAAGGUACCAAAAUGAUCAAAGGUUCCAACGUCGAGGAGACGACACCAUUAAAGGUGUCAAACUCAAGAUUCCCUCAUUCCAAGGCAAGUCGGACCCCGAGGCGUACUUGGAAUGGGAACGGAAAAUUGAGUUAGUCUAUGAAUGCCACACCUAUACGGAGGAGCAAAAGGUGAAACUAGCAGCCGUAGAAUUCACUGACUACGCCUCCAUUUGGUGGGACCAACUUAGACUAAGUCGAAGGAGAAAUCGUGAGAGACCUUUGGAAACUUGGGAGGAAAUGAGGAGUCUGAUGAGAAAAAGGUUUGUUCCGAGCUACUAUAGUCGAGAUCUACACCGUCGGCUACAAGCUCUCAACCAAGGGUCCAUGUCAGUUGAGGAUUAUUACAAGGAGAUGGAAAUGGCCAUCAUGAAGGCGGAUUUGCGUGAAGAUGGAGAGGCCACUAUGGCUCGUUUUCUACAUGGAUUGAGGCCCGAGAUUGCCGAAGUAGUGGAACUUCAACACUACCUCGACAUGAAUGAAAUGCUCGAGAAGGCGGUUACAAUUGAACUACGCCUCAAGAGGAGGGGUACUGCGCGACAAAGCACUACUUAUCAAGCUGGAAGUUGGCGCACUUCUCAACCAAAAAGGGAGGAGAAAGCCGCAGCUCCUUCUUACCCUCCAAGGCCGAAUGGCCUCCCUUCCAAGGCAACGCCCAAGCCUGACUUUAAGGCUAAUAAUGCAGCUACCAAACCGCGUGGUCGAGACACCAAGUGCUUUAAGUGUCAAGGAUUUGGCCACAUCGCUUCUCAAUGCCCCAGCCAAAGGACCAUGCUGAUGUUGCCAAAUGGGGAAAUUGUAUCAGAUGAGGAAGAGGAGUAUGAGGGGAUACCGCCUCUAGAAGAGGAAGAGAAUGAAUCGAGUGAGGAGAUACCUACGCAUGAGGAGAUUGGAUGCCUAGUGGUUCGAAAGGUCCUCACUACCCGCGCCAAAGAGGAGGAACUGGAGGUACAACGGGACAACCUUUUCUACACAAGGUGUCAUAUCAAGGAUAAGGUGUGUAGUGUUGUUAUUGAUAGUGGGAGUUGUGCCAAUGUCGCUAGUCUACUCAUGGUAGAAAUGCUAGGGCUCCAAGUUAUCAAACAUCCAAGACCUUAUCGCCUUCAAUGGUUGAACAAUGAAGGGGAAGUCCGUGUGUUUAGACAAGUAAAAGUGCCAUUCCGAAUUGGCAAGUAUGAAGACGAGGUUACUUGUGAUGUCGUGCCAAUGCAAGCAAGUCACCUCAUUCUUGGACGGCCUUGGCAAUAUGAUCGCGAUGUCGAAUUCAAGGGAAGAGCUAAUAAAUAUGUCUUUACUCAUUGCAAUAGAAAGGUGACACUUGUACCUCUCACCCCAAAACAAGUGUAUGAAGAUCAAAUGAGGCUCCAAAAGGAGUAUGAGGUAGAACUUGAGAGGAAAAAGCGAGAGAAAAGUGAGGAAGAAAAAAGGAGAGAGUAG
Molecule: messenger RNA, 1677 nt
Organism: Coffea eugenioides
Lineage: Eukaryota; Viridiplantae; Streptophyta; Magnoliopsida; Gentianales; Rubiaceae
Exons: 1
Coding region: 1-1677 (558 amino acids)
Molecular function (GO): zinc ion binding; nucleic acid binding
Source: RefSeq, a predicted model, not a curated record